Molecule: messenger RNA, 1929 nt
Organism: Dipodomys spectabilis (banner-tailed kangaroo rat)
Lineage: Eukaryota; Metazoa; Chordata; Mammalia; Rodentia; Heteromyidae
Gene: Nmral1
Product: NmrA like redox sensor 1
Exons: 6
Source: RefSeq, a predicted model, not a curated record
CAGGAUCCGGACAAACCAUUUGGGCCAAUAUGUGGGGAAGAGCAAGGUCUGCGGCGUGCAGGGCCAUGCUCAAGACAAGGACUGCGGGCGUCCAGGAGCCGCGAACUGGAGGGGGAUUCUCGGAUCGUCUAUUUCCACUUCUGCAAUCCGGCCACUUCAGCCUUGGGACCUCGCCCCUCGCCUGGAGCCCUUCAUGGCGGACCAGAAACUGGUGGUGGUUUUUGGAGCCACAGGUGCCCAAGGGGGCUCAGUGGCCCGCACACUCCUGGAAGAUGGAACAUUCAGGGUUCGAGUAGUGACCCGGGACCCUGGGCAGAGAGCAGCGAAGGAGCUGAAACAGCAGGGUGCAGAAGUAGUAUAGGGAGACCAGAGUGAUGAGGCCAGCAUGGAGCUGGCUCUGACCGGGGCUCAUGCCACCUUCAUCGUGACCAACUACUGGGAAAACUGCAGCCAGGAACUGGAGGUCAAGCAGGGAAAGCUGUUGGCAGAUCUGGCCAAGCGCCUGGGCCUCCACUAUGUGGUCUACAGCGGCCUGGAGAACAUUAAGAAGCUGACGGCAGGGAAGCUGGCAGCAGGCCACUUCGAUGGCAAAGGGGAGGUGGAGGAAUACUUUCGAGACAUCGGCGUUCCCAUGACCAGUGUGCGGCUGCCCUGCUAUUUUGAGAACCUCCUCUCCUACUUCCUGCCCCAGCGAGCCCCAGAUGGAAAGAGCUACUUGUUGGACCUACCCAUGGGUGACGUCCCCAUGGAUGGCAUGGCUGUGAGUGACCUCGGUCCUGUGGUUCUUAGCCUGCUGAAGAAACCAGAAGAGUACGUGGGGCAGAACAUCGGGCUCAGCACCUGCAGGCAUACUGCCGAGGAGUAUGCCACACUGCUCACCAGGCACAUCGGCAAGACUGUACACCAUGCCAAGACAACUCCUGAGGACUAUGAGAAACUUGGCUUCCCUGGGGCCCGUGACCUAGCCAACAUGUUCCGUUUCUAUGCCCUGAAACCCGACCGAAACAUCGAGCUGACCCUGCACCUCAACCCCAAGGCCCAGACCCUAGACCAGUGGCUGGAGCAGCACAAAGGGGACUUUGCCCGGCUGUGACCGGCCUAUCUGGAAGCCCCUCUAGUGUGUGUGGGGAGGCUUAGAGGCACAAUCAUCUGUCCUGUGUACAAGUUUGUUGUUGUUUUUUUUUGAAACAAAGCCAUUGUUCUUACAGAUGGUUUCAAAAAGAAAAGGGCUCUGUCUCUGGGACGUGGGUUGGAGUGGCAGCUGUUGGGCACCGACAGCAUGAAAAACCCAGCAGGAGACAUGAAAUGGCUGGUGUGGGAAGCCUCUCUCUCUUCCCUGAAAUAAAGGGGAAAUGGGAGAACUGGCUAGCCAGAAGGUAACUGCAGAGAAGAAAACGUUAAUGUUUACGUGUGGAGUAUUCCACCCUGGCCAAAAGAGACGCACAGAUGUUAGAUGUGCACUAGGCACAAAGAGGAGCCUCAGCAUCAACAACACCCUGUACGCACCCCUUGCAUCUCCAGAGCCAGUGGCCAUCUGCACAUUUAUUUUGAAUAGUGACAGACUUGGAAGGGAAAGAAAAAAUUAGAAACCCCUCUCCUUUUCCCUUUCUGUGUGUCUGGUAUAGCCCAAGAUGGACAGAACUUUCACAAUAGUCAGGAGGGUGGGAGGGAGGAUGGCAAAGUUGUAGACCACAGGACAAUGGUGCUGCCUACAGCAAAGACCAUUGUGGUGAACCAACUCCAACUUGGCUCCUUUUGAAGAGCACAAGUUACCUGCUGAGAUUCCAUGGUAAGUGAAUGUUAACCUGUGUAUGAGUUUGUGUAAUCACUAUCAAACUCCACCCUGACCUAUGAGCUGAGGUAUAAAAGGAGCAGCAUCCCCAUGAGAUUUAUUCUACAUCUAGAAAACAGGCAUUUCCUUGACAACUU